Molecule: messenger RNA, 634 nt
Organism: Otolemur garnettii (small-eared galago)
Lineage: Eukaryota; Metazoa; Chordata; Mammalia; Primates; Galagidae
Gene: REP15
Product: RAB15 effector protein
Exons: 2
Coding region: 53-634 (193 amino acids)
Biological process (GO): receptor recycling
Source: RefSeq, a predicted model, not a curated record
CAAAGUUCCCACGUUUGAUACUUGGGAACACUAUUGAUUGGGCGCCGAGAAAAUGGGGCAAAAAGCAUCACAACAGCUGGCUCUGAAGGAUGGUGACGAGGUCCUCGGCAUUUGUGAGGUGGUCAGCGGAGCUACAAUCCACGCAGCUCAGAAACUGAAGGAGUAUCUUGGAUUUGAGUAUCCUCUGAGUAAACUCUGCCCAGCUGCAAAUACUCUGAAUGAGAUCUUCUUAAUCCACUUCAUCACUUUCUGCCAAGAAAAGGGAGUGGAUGAAUGGCUUACCACCACCAAGAUGACCAAGAACCAAACCUUACUGUUUGGGGCAGAUUGGAUUUGGACCUUUUGGGGAUCUGAUAAGCAAAUAAAGCUUCAGUUGGCAGUACAGACUCUGCGGAUGUCUUCUCUUCUUCCCAUAGAAUCCAAGCCUUGUGACCCCUCCAAUCUAGAACCAAGGGUAAAGGAGUCUCCCUGGAAGAAAAGCAGAUUUGAUAAGCUGGAAGAAUUCUGUAGUUUGAUAGGAGAGGAUUGUCUGGGCCUGUUUAUCAUCUUUGGUGUGCCGGGAAAGCCUAAGGACAUCAGAGGAGUUGUCCUGGACAGCAUCAAAAGUCAGAUGGCAAGGUCUCCAAUAGCAUAA